AUGGGUAAAGUUAUGUCCAUUGUCUCGAGACAAAUAAAUCGUUUCAAUGUUGAAAAUCGGGCACAUCGUGUAUUGGAAAGAGACAAGCCAGUGCCGGCACCAAAAUAUGAAUCGAAUAUAAGGGAUAUGGAACGGACAAUGGAGUUGGAUCCCAAAUUCUUGGAAAGGCUAAAUAAAAAGGACGAGGCAUUGGAUCAGCGUUUGAAAAGUGUUUAUGUAACAUCCGAGGAUAAAUUUAUAGAUUAUGGUAUAAAACGUAAGGAAGCCGGUGAUGACAAAUCCCUACCUUUAGAUCGCCGUACCCCCGAAGAUUUUGAAUUUGGUUAUAAGGAACCACAUAGAGUGGCUCCGGGACGUUGUACCUUACGACAGGCCUUGAAAUUCAUUACCGAUCAUCAGGCUGAACCGGAGAAAUGGACAGCGGCAAAAAUUGCCGAUGAAUAUAAACUGAAGCCAGAAUUAACAGAAAACAUACUCAAAUACUUUAGAAGCUAUAGCAUCUAUAUACCUGAUAUCAAGCAAAAAGAAUCAAUAUUAACUCAAACCAAACGAAAGCUAUUAUCCGAUUCAUCGAAUAAAAUUAAAGAUGAGUAA
Messenger RNA from Musca vetustissima, 594 nucleotides. Its product is annotated as protein NDUFAF4 homolog. Gene Ontology annotation, biological process: mitochondrial respiratory chain complex I assembly. Gene Ontology annotation, cellular component: mitochondrion. Lineage: Eukaryota; Metazoa; Arthropoda; Insecta; Diptera; Muscidae. The record is from RefSeq and is a predicted model, not a curated record. The transcript has 4 exons. The coding region runs from base 1 to 594 and encodes 197 amino acids.